This is a messenger RNA of Impatiens glandulifera, 1732 nucleotides long. Its product is annotated as probable anion transporter 4, chloroplastic. The record is from RefSeq and is a predicted model, not a curated record. Gene Ontology annotation, molecular function: phosphate transmembrane transporter activity. Lineage: Eukaryota; Viridiplantae; Streptophyta; Magnoliopsida; Ericales; Balsaminaceae. Gene Ontology annotation, cellular component: plastid. Gene Ontology annotation, biological process: transmembrane transport. The coding region runs from base 31 to 1614 and encodes 527 amino acids. The transcript has 8 exons.
UAGAACAAUCCCUAUCCAAGAAAGAAAGAAAUGAAUAUCCAUUCUCACUCUCACUGCAGUCCCUUGAUCGAUCGCCGAUCAAAUUUUCCGGUUGGUUUCUAUCAAUUCAAUCGCCGGAGUUCAUUUCUCCACACCGACUCCCAAAUCCAUCCUAAUUCGUCAUGCUUCGGGAUUCGAUUUCCCUCUCAUACUUCUCCACGCAUUGUUCAUCUUCAGAACACAAUUGGGAAGAAGAAUCGGGAAUCCCAGUUUGGUGUUCGGUUCAGCAGUUCCUCGAGGCCUAUUGGUAGGGGAGGAGAUGGCGAUCCAAGCUUCCUUGAAUUCAUCACUUCUGAGAGAGUCAAAGUGGUAGCCAUGUUGGGUUUGGCGUUAGCUCUCUGUAACGCCGACCGAGUUGUCAUGUCCGUCGCAAUUGUUCCUCUCUCUCUCGCCAAUGGUUGGCGUCAAUCCUUCGCCGGCAUUGUUCAGUCAUCUUUCCUCUGGGGAUACUUGAUCUCUCCAAUAGCUGGAGGAACACUUGUAGACAAUUAUGGUGGUAAAGUUGUAAUGGCAUGGGGUGUGGCUUUAUGGUCAAUAGCAACUUUUUUCACUCCUUGGGCUGCUGAAACAUCACUAUGGGCUCUUCUUGUAAUGCGAGUUUUAUUGGGCAUUGCAGAGGGUGUCGCCCUUCCUUGUAUGAAUAAUAUGAUCUCAAGAUGGUUCCCUCCGACAGAACGUUCAAGGGCUGUUGGUGUGGCAAUGGCUGGAUUUCAGCUUGGAAGUGCUAUUGGACUCACACUUUCUCCAAUCCUUAUGUCACAGGCCGGUGUUUAUGGACCUUUUGUUAUAUUCGGUUUGUCUGGUUUCCUUUGGGUGUUGGUUUGGCUAUCAGCAACUUCAAGCACACCUGAUCGAAGCCGUCAAAUAUCAAAGUGUGAAUUGGAAUAUAUUCAGGCUGAUAGAUCAAGCACUUCCAAUGCUGUGAAUAAAUCAAAGAAAAGUUACGUUAUGCCUCCUUUCAGGAAAUUGCUGUCCAAAUUACCCACAUGGUCCAUAAUUGUUGCUAAUGCCAUGCAUAGCUGGGGGUUCUUUGUUAUUCUUUCUUGGAUGCCUAUCUAUUUCAAAACUAUAUAUCAUGUUGAUCUCAGACAAGCAGCAUGGUUUAGUGCUGUUCCUUGGAGUGCUAUGGCCAUUCUGGGCUAUUUUGCUGGGUAUUUGUCAGAUAUGCUGAUACAAAAUGGAACCAGCGUUACAUUAACUCGCAAAAUCAUGCAGUCAAUAGGGUUUAUUAGCCCGGGUGUGGCUUUAAUUGGCUUAACAAGUGCGAAAACUCCAACAGUUGCAUCUGCUUGGCUUACUUUAGCAGUUGGACUAAAAUCAUUUAGUCAUUGUGGCUUCCUUGUGAAUCUUCAGGAGAUUGCUCCACAGUAUUCUGGUGUUCUUCAUGGAAUGUCGAAUACAGCUGGGACAUUUGCAGCCAUUAUUGGAACAGUUGGAGCUGGAUACUUUGUUGAAUUAGUGGGAUCUUUUAAGGGCUUUUUAUUGCUAACUUCUCUUCUCUAUUUCUCUGCUGCCUUGUUUUGGAACUUGUUCUCCACAGGUGAAAAGGUCAAUUUUGAUGAAGCCACUAGUUAGAAUUAUUAGAGCUCGUCUUUCUUUCUUUAUGUAUAUCGAUGAUCAGUUGAAUCGUUUCUUUUUUCUUUACCUUCACACUGAAGAAAACGAAAAAUCAAGUUGAGGUUAGCUUUUCCGA